UGGGUGGAGAGGUGCUCGCACAAGCCGGGAGCCUUGCGGACCACCACAAAGGCGAUGGUCAUGAAGAAGGAGGUGAUAUAGUAAGGUCUCAGCAGCCAUUUGUAAAUCUGUGGCAGGUGGUACAAGAAAGCGCAGACCCCGGUGAUUAAGCCCAUUCUGGCAGAGCGGAGUGACACAGCUGAUGGGGGGAAUGUCAAUCGCCGGAAAUGACGCGACGUAAAUUCCGCACAUGCGCAGAACCGAUCAUCGCGCUUGCGAAAUGGGCCUCGCGACGCGCCGUAGUUUAGGCGCGAAUUAUGAAUUGUAAACAGAGGCCAAAAAAGAAAAUGGAGGACGAGGAAGCGACAACGGCUCGUCAGAACCAAGACGCGGACACAAGUUGUCCAGAAAGCCUCACAGUUGAAGCAGGAGAUGCUUGCAAGGCGUCAGUCAAUGAUGAAACUCGGUGGAGUCGGCUAGAAUUGUUCGAUAAAGUCAUGCAUAAAAGCCUGGAGAAGUUCAUCGACUUGGCGAGUUUUAACAGGUUUGCCAGCAUGUUCCAUCAGCUGUACAAGAUGAGCCCUCGGAGGAUGGAAUGCAUCCAUAAGCAGUUUUUAGAAGAGUUGCGGAGUGCUGUAAAGGAUGAUAUCAGCACACUGAUUAAAGAAGGGAGACUUGAGGCCAAACUAAAUGAGCUGGACCAACUGGAGAGUGCUGCCAAAAACAACCCGGACCCUGCAUGGCGUCCUUCUGGCGUUCCAGAGCAAGACUUUAGCAGCUUCGUAAUGCCAUUUUAUCGCAAGCAGAAGGCUUACUUACGGCUGGAACUGAAGAAUAUCAAAGCGGAGAAUGCGGCCCUCGCACAAAAGGUUCGGGCUGGCAGGGAGAGGAUUGCUCAUACUGAACAUCUCAUUUCAGCUGCUGUUGCCGACUGGAAGGCAUCUGCAACUGAAUUUGAAAACCUUGCAUCUUCACUAUGCCCUGCAAAUGUUUUUGAUGUGUGAUUCUCCAAAAUGUAUUUGGCUGAAAUGACUAAUGUACCUGUAUAUACUGAAUUUGUUCGUUGUUCUUUGUGGAAUGAAAUACAAUUGAUUAAAGCGA
Nerophis ophidion (straightnose pipefish) is the source of this 1080-nucleotide messenger RNA. It is a transcript of the gene pmf1, whose product is annotated as polyamine-modulated factor 1. The transcript has 5 exons. Lineage: Eukaryota; Metazoa; Chordata; Actinopteri; Syngnathiformes; Syngnathidae. Gene Ontology annotation, cellular component: MIS12/MIND type complex. The record is from RefSeq and is a predicted model, not a curated record. The coding region runs from base 297 to 983 and encodes 228 amino acids. Gene Ontology annotation, biological process: chromosome segregation.